UACUUCAGACCUAAUUGACUCAAACAGAGUCGGGUCGGGUCGUCAUCCAAAUCCUUUUAACAGCAAACCCUAAUUGCCGCCGAUAUCUCCCUUAACCCUUCUCUUCUAAACCUUCUCAAGCUUCGCUCUCAGAGAUGGCGAAGUGUGGUAAAAAGAGCAAGAGUAAGAGGGUGACCUUGAAGCAGAAGAACAAGGUCCUUAGAAAGGUGAAGGAGCACCACAAGAAGAAGGCAAAGGAGGCUAAGAAGCUCGGCCUUAACCGCAAGCCGAGAGCAGAGAAGGACCCAGGUAUCCCCAAUGACUGGCCUUACAAGGAACAAGAGCUUAAGGCCUUAGAAGCUCGACGCGCCAGUGCUGUGGAGGUGAUUGAACAGAAGAAAGAGGCCCACAAAGAAAAGGCUAAAAAGAGGAAGCUUGAGGAUGAGGAGACCAAGAGUGGAGAUGACUCAACUAGACUUGUCAAUGUUCGAGAUAACUCGGAGAGGGCUUUCUACAAGGAGCUUGUGAAAGUCAUUGAACUAUCCGACGUCAUUCUCGAGGUUCUCGAUGCUCGUGAUCCCCUCGGCACGCGUUGUACCGACAUGGAGAGGAUGGUGAUGCAAGCUGGUCCCAAUAAGCACCUAGUGUUGCUUCUCAACAAGAUUGAUCUUGUUCCUCGAGAGGCUGCUGAGAAAUGGCUUAAGUACCUUAGGGAAGAGUUUCCAGCUGUUGCCUUCAAAUGUAGCACCCAGGAACAGAGAUCAAACUUGGGUUGGAAGUCUUCUAAGGCGUCGAAACCAAGUAAUCUUUUGCAGACGAGUGAUUGUCUUGGAGCAGACACUCUUAUCAAAUUGCUGAAAAACUACUCGAGAAGUCAUGAGUUGAAAAAAUCUAUUACAGUUGGUAUUAUUGGACUACCCAACGUAGGGAAGAGUAGUCUUAUCAACAGUUUGAAGAGAGCUCACGUUGUCAACGUCGGCGCCACUCCUGGACUAACCAGGUCUCUCCAAGAGGUUCACUUGGACAAAAACGUGAAGCUGCUGGAUUGUCCUGGAGUUGUGAUGCUCAAAUCUUCAGCGAAUGAUGCUUCUAUAGCUCUCCGCAAUUGUAAAAGAAUCGAGAAGUUGGAAGAUCCAGUUAGUCCAGUGAAGGAGAUACUCAAGCUUUGUUCACCACAACUGCUGGUGACUCUGUACAAGAUCCAGAGCUUCGAGGCGGUUGAUGACUUUCUUUAUAAAGUGGCUACUGUAAGGGGGAAGCUUAAGAAGGGUGGUCUUGUGGAUAUCGAAGCUGCUGCGAGGAUUGUGUUGCAUGACUGGAAUGAAGGUAAGAUUCCGUUCUAUACAAUGCCGCCAAAGAGGGACCAAGGUGAACACGCAGAGUCAAAGAUUGUGACGGAGUUGGCUAAGGAGUUCAACAUUGAUGAGGUUUACAGUGGUGAGUCCUCUUUCAUUGGGAGUUUGAAGACUGUUAGCGACUUCAACCCUGUUGAGAUUCCUUCCAGUGGUCCUCUCAGUUUCGAUGAAACUAUGAUCGAGGAUGGGUCUAAGACUCAGACCAAAGAAGAAGAGGCUGGUCUUGACAAUGAUGGUGAUGAGUCUAUGGGAGGGGAAGAGGAGGAAGAAGAAAUAGGAAAGUUGAAGUCCGAGGCGAGCAGGCAGAACAGGAAGCUAUACGCAGCUGAGAGCAUGCUUAACACAAAGAGGCAGAAAGCAGAGAAGAAGCAGAGGAAGAAGGCGAAGAAAGCAGCAGGUGGUGAGGAUCUUAUGGACGGAGAUUAUGAUUUCAAAGAAGAUUAUGGGAAGAAGAACAAAGAUACAGCCAUGGAUGAAGGAGAUGGUUUCCAAAUUGAUGCUAAAAUACCAAUGGCGGCACUUCUUGAUUUGCCUGAAGAAUGAGGGAGAGAUUAAACAAACAAUCGUUUUGUUCUUUGUGUUUAUUUAUGUGCUACUACUCAUACAUGUGUUUUGCUUCAUCAAGCGAUUUUGAUUCUA
Messenger RNA from Brassica napus (rape), 1973 nucleotides. Its product is annotated as guanine nucleotide-binding protein-like NSN1. The record is from RefSeq and is a predicted model, not a curated record. Gene Ontology annotation, cellular component: nucleolus. The coding region runs from base 135 to 1877 and encodes 580 amino acids. NCBI's taxonomy places the organism in Eukaryota, Viridiplantae, Streptophyta, Magnoliopsida, Brassicales, Brassicaceae. Gene Ontology annotation, molecular function: GTP binding. The transcript has 9 exons.